Messenger RNA from Argiope bruennichi, 3292 nucleotides. RefSeq names its product interferon regulatory factor 2-binding protein-like B (gene Pits). Gene Ontology annotation, molecular function: transcription corepressor activity. Gene Ontology annotation, biological process: regulation of transcription by RNA polymerase II. The record is from RefSeq and is a predicted model, not a curated record. NCBI's taxonomy places the organism in Eukaryota, Metazoa, Arthropoda, Arachnida, Araneae, Araneidae. Bases 346 to 1755 code for a protein of 469 amino acids. The transcript is spliced from 3 exons. Gene Ontology annotation, cellular component: nucleus.
UCACAGUUCCUCUUUGGGAGAACUAAAUAGAAAAAAAAAAGAAAAAGAAACUGCAGCCAAACACCUGAUGAAAGCGUUUCGACCAGCUGAACUGCACCCAGAGCUUUUCGACCCGUUUACCGUUACCACGGUUCACCGCCUUGGCGAUCCUUUGGCGUCUUCCCGGAGCAAACCUUCUUCCGGCAACCCCUCGUCCGAAAAUUGGCACCGGUCUCAGUUCUUCGUCACAUGAACCGCCAGGCGGAUGUGUGACUCUCGGUAAACGUCGGAUACUUUUUGAAAACACAGAUCCAUUUUUUUAAUUGUUUUAUUAUUUCCCAUCAUUACCCAUCCACACUCCUGCCAAUGGUCAGGAUGUCUUCGGUGUCGCGAGGCCACCGCCAGCACUGUUACCUGUGCGAUCUGCCCCGCAUGCCAUGGGCCAUGAUACACGACUUUUCGGAGAUGGUGUGUAGGGGCUGCGUCAACUAUGAGGGGGCGGACCGCAUAGAGAUAGUGAUCGAGAGUGCCCGGCAAUUGAAGAGGGCGCAUAGUUUUCAAGAGAACAAUACAACCCCCAGACAACAGCCUUUCAAGGCAUCACAGAGGGGGCACGAGCCCGUAGGAAUUAAUGGGGCGGCCGCUGGGGCCGAAGGGAUCCUCACACCUCCCCAUAGUGUGCCAGGAACACCUCAUGCCACAGUGUCACGGUCACCCGUACCUGUGGACCGCUACGGUGGUCAAACCGCGCGAGCGAUGUUGGAAUUCAAUGGACAGCGUCUGCAUCCGCCCCACAGAGUUGAAGAAGAUGCCGCUUCAGUACUGAACAGGGGCAGCCCAAGCAGGGCACAUCCCCUUCCGCCGCCUGUGCCGCACCUUCCCAUGGCGGCCAGGCAGAGUACCGGCAAGAGGUCUAAUUCAGAACGUGAUGAAGAAGAGUCCGAACCUAAAAGACACAUGGUAGUCGAAGAACACGGUCGCCCUCCUCUAACACGGGGCGAAUCCCUUCCUUCGGCCGUUAUGGGGGUGCCAUUUGACGCCCGGUACAAGAAAGAACAUGGUAUGGUCGGCAGAGUAUUCUCUUUUGACCAAGCUAGUGCGGCCAGUAUGAAAGCUGCUUUCAGCACAGUGAGCUCCGUUCCAACUUCUGUCACCAGUACAGUAUCUCCCCUCGGCAGUCGCACAGUCAGCCCACCCGAAGGCACGGUGGUCGCGGUACAGUCCAGCGGCCAGACGCCCAUGGCCGCUCUCAUGUCAGUGGCCGACAGCCUACCACCGGGGUCCCCGAGGAACAGCAUCCCUGAGAACGCAGUGAACGGAGGAAGUCGUCCCGGAUCAGCGGCACGCCAUUCGCCCAAUGGGAUAGCUACUGGAAAGAAAAGUGCAUCUUCUAGACCCGGCUCAGGGGUAUCCGCCGAACCAGAGAGCACUACUCAGACAACCACAUCGAGUGGCGCUUCCUCCACUACUACUACCACCACAAGCGGUGACAACGUGGCCACCGCACCACCACUCAAAUGUACUUUAUGUAAUGAAAGGCUGGAAGAUACUCACUUCGUCCAGUGUCCCUCCGUUCCGAACCACAAAUUCUGUUUCCCCUGCUCGCGAGAAAGCAUCAAGAGCCAGGGUGCGGCAAAUGGCAACGAAGUGUAUUGUCCGAGUGGCGAGAAAUGUCCUCUAGCUGGGUCGAGCGUCCCUUGGGCCUUCAUGCAGGGCGAGAUAGCCACCAUCCUGGGGGAGGAGCAGCUGAAGAUCAAAAAGGAAAGGGAAACAUAAGCUGUGGAAAAUGCUUUAGGAUCCAGUUCUCUUGUUGGUGACAGCCUUUCAUGGCUGCCAUGCUGUUAGUGGCAGGGCCCCUUUGCUGCAAUUACUCUUGAUUGGAAAUCCUACAUCCACUUUGUGGUAGGUGACAUCGAGAUGUCUUCUAAUCCGGGGUUUGAUUUACCUGAUGGCUACAUUUGGAAGUUGGUCGUCAUCCCCACCCUCCAUGUUAUGAUAUGGAGGUCUUGAAGUAAAAUCCUCAUAAUUGCUCAUUUCCUGCCGUUUCAUUUAACAGCUUCAAAGUCUGUGUUGUUGUUGUUUAUUUUUUUGUUUGGAAAGAAAAAAAAUAGUGUCUUUUUUUCUCUAUCUCCAAGAAAGUCUGCUUCACUUGUAAAUUCCUUGUACAUAGUGUCUGCCUGUAUUCAUCAUCUACUUGUUGUUUACUUGGAAGAAACCUUUCUCGGUGUCUUUUUAUGAUUUGUUAGUAGUUCAGCCAUCUGCUAAUCAGUGGAGAAUGCAUAUACAAAUUUUAGGCUGAUUUUUCUGGACUAGUUUUUAGGGACCGCUCUUUUUGAAUAAAUUACACAGUGUCUGUAAUUUUUGCUCUGUUAUAUAGAAAAGAUUGUUGUUUGUGCGUGCAUUAAUAAGAUUGUCAUUAGCUUUCUUUGAUAGUUUCAAUUUAGUCUAUGUGUAUCAUGUAUUGAACUGUGACAAUUUUACUUGUUUGUUUUACUAAUGAAUGUUUCUCCUCUUGCCAUUUUUACAACAUUUGUGUACCUUAUACUUUUUCAUCAUCUGUAAAUGGACAUAAAGUGAAUUGAAGCAGACCUCACUUGUGACCAUAUUCAUAAUCUGAAUGUUAGUUCUCAUGUUUAGUAAAAUGCUGGUAUAUGCACACGACACACAUUUAUUAUAGAUGAAAUGUACAUUGAAAAAUUGUUUUUGAAAUUUUGAGUUCCUAGAUGUAAUCCUGAUUUUUGAGAGCGUGCCUCUUUUACCUGUUAUGUUUGCACUAAGGCUUGCUCAUUGAUAUACAAUCCUCUAACGUAGGCAUAGAUUAUUUCAGAGUUUAUGUACAAACUUUUAAGUUUCAAUUCCUAUGCAAGAGCUUUAUUCUCUGUGGAGAUUGUGUUUUAUGAGAUGUUAACCAAUCACUUUUGUUGCUUUGUGUAUUAAAUUGUGUGUCAUUAUAACCUCAAAAAGAGAAUAUUUUUUUGAAUGAAUUCUCUUUGUAUUUGAAAGUGCGCCUGAACAUAAGUGGAAAAAAUAAAGGUCGUGAAUAUGUUUGUACAGAUCAGUUAGGUAUCAUUAGAAAUUUGUAUGUAGACUAUGUAAAAAUUAACAAUUAAGUGAUUUUUUUUUUCUCUUGUUGAACUCUGUGUUACGCGAAAUGUCCCAGUGGCCGUGUUCGCUGCUAGUCGCUGCUUUCAGUGUAAAAUUGAAUGCAUAACAAACACUUCUGUAUUUGUGGUGUUUCAUAACCAUGCUCAUUAGCUGUAUCAUUGGCUUUUACUUGUUUUUGAAUUGUAAAUAAAGAAUUGUCAUUUUUUGA